This is a messenger RNA of Leptonychotes weddellii (Weddell seal), 1711 nucleotides long. The record is from RefSeq and is a predicted model, not a curated record. NCBI's taxonomy places the organism in Eukaryota, Metazoa, Chordata, Mammalia, Carnivora, Phocidae.
CUGUUCUAGGUGCUCGGAGGCUGACGUCCACAGAGGGCAUUAGUCAGCUUGUUCUGUGGAUUCUGGUGGGAUUCGAUCAGUGCGAAGCACCAGUUGGAGACUAAAGUGUGAGACAGAGACUAGGCUCUUAAUUUCAAAAAACCUAAGAAACAAGCUAAUUAACAGAUAAAAUGGGAGACAAAAAUCACAUCAUAAUAUCAUGGGACUACAGGACACAGAUUUCUGCCUUACCUGAUGGAUUUGGCUUCGGGUCAGCAGAACAGACAUAGCCCAGCACCAAGGCGUCAAGCGGAGCCUCAGUCCUCGCUGUGGGAGGUGUAGAGGUGUGGUCUCACGCCAGCAAAGGGAGGAGUGCCAGGACUGGACAGGUGUCAAGGGUGACCUCUUCAUCAGCCUAACUGCUUGCACCUAACUCCUGCCUGCUAUCCCCGACCAGAGUCACCAUGCCUAGAGGUCAGAAGAGUAAGCUCCGUGCCCGUGAGAAACGCCGCCAGGCCCGUGGUGAGACCCAGACUCUGAAGGAUGCUGAGGCUACUGCAGCAGCAGCAGGAGAGUCCCCCUCCACCGCCUGUCCUCUCUCUGGGGGUAGACCUGCUGCUGCGACUCCUAGCCAUCCUCAGGGAACCUCAUCUUCCACCAGUGCUGAUGCAGCUCUUUCAUGCACCGAUGAUUCAGAUGAAGGUGCCAGAAGCCAAGAUGAGGGAAGCCCCAGAUCGUCUAAUAGUGCUGAGGUCUCAUACAGAGACCCAUUAAACAAGCAGGUAGUUUUGUUGGUGCAUUUCCUGCUGCAGAAAUAUCAAAAGAGAGAGCCAGUUAGGAAGGCAGACAUGCUGAAGCUUGUCAUCAAAAAGUACAAGUAUCAUUUCAAUGAGAUCCUCAAGAGAGCCUCUGAGCACAUGGAGCUGGCCUUCGGGAUUGAUUUGAAGGAAGUGGAUCCCAUCCGGCACUGCUACGCCCUCGUCAGCAAACUCGACCUCACCGUCGAUGGCACGAUGCAUGAAGAAGAGAACAUACCCAAGACUGGCAUCCUGAUGAUUGUGCUGGGUGUGAUCUUCAUGAAAGGCAACUGCGCCCCUGAGGAGCAAGUCUGGGAAGUCCUGAAUAUGAUGGGCGUCUAUGCUGACAGGAAGCACUUCAUCUAUGGGGAGCCCAGGAAGCUCAUCACCCAAGAUUUGGUGCAGUUAAAGUACCUGGAGUACCGCCAGGUGGCCAACAGUGAUCCUCCACGCUACGAGUUCCUGUGGGGCCCGAGGGCCCAUGCUGAGACCAGCAAGAUGAGAGUCCUAGAGUUUUUGGCCAAGGUUCAUGAUACCGUCCCCAGUGCCUUCCCGUCGUGGUACGAAGAGGCUUUGAAAGAUGAGGAAGAGCGAGCCCGAGCCCGAGCCACAGCCAGGGCUCAGACCGCUGCCAUGGCCAGUGCACGCUCCAGGGCCUUGACCAGCAGCUUCUCCCACCCUAAGUGACGUGGGCGGCUGGUUGAACAGGUUUUAUAUCAAAUGCUGAAGCUUGAAGCAGAUUGUUUUCUUUGUGGAAGGAAAAAGCAGUCAACAUUCUAAGGAAUAGAUGGCCAGGGUGUGUCUGGGAGGAACACAGUGAAUAUCGUCUUUGUGGUCCUGCUAUAUCUCGUAAACUUAAAGGUUUUGUUCCUUUUCUUUUUUCUUUCUCUUUUUUUUUUCUUUCUUCCUUUCACUUUCUUUUUCUUUUUAUUUCA